AUGUCAGGCUCUGGGCGAAAAGACUUCGAUGUGAAGCACAUCCUGCGACUCCGCUGGAAACUCUUCAGCCACCCGUCGCCAGCCCCCGGCGGCCCGGCGGGGGGCGGCUGCCUGCAACAGGACGGCAGCGGCAGCUUCGAGCACUGGGGCCCCAGUCAGAGCCGCCUGCUCAAAAGCCAAGAGAAGGGCAGCGCGAGCACUUUCUGGAAGAAGCCUUCCUCUUCUUCCUCCUCUCCUUCGUCUUCCUCCCCUUCGUCUUCCUCCUCUUCCUUUAGUCCACUGAAUGGCACCCUGCUGCCAGUGGCCACAAGGUUGCAGCAAGGGGCACCCGGGCAGGGCACCCAACAGCCAGCCAGGACUCUCUUCUACGUGGAGUCUCUAGAGGAGGAGGAGGUGCCAGGCAUGGACUUUCCUGGAGCACACGAUAAAGGGCUGGUCCUGCAAGAGCUCAAAGUGGAGCCGGCCAGCUCGAGCCAGGCAACAGGUGAAGGAUGUGGACACAGGCUGUCAGCAACUAGCCAUCCACUGACACCUCAAAGUGAUAUGGACUCCAGUAGCUCUGAAGAAUUCUAUCAGGCCGUUCACCAUGCUGAGCAAACCUUCAGAAAAAUGGAAAGUUACUUGAAGCAACAGCAACUCUGUGAUGUUAUCCUCAUUGUUGGGAAUCGAAAGAUACCUGCACACAGGCUUGUUCUGAGCUCAGUCUCCGACUAUUUUGCUGCCAUGUUUACAAGUGAUGUUUGUGAAGCCAAGCAAGAGGAGAUCAAGAUGGAAGGCAUAGACCCCAAUGCCCUCUGGGACCUUGUCCAAUUUGCAUAUACAGGUUGCCUGGAAUUAAAGGAAGACACCAUUGAGAACCUCCUUGCUGCAGCGUGCCUUCUUCAGCUUCCUCAAGUCGUAGAAGUGUGCUGCCACUUCCUCAUGAAGCUGCUGCACCCGUCCAACUGUUUGGGGAUCCGAGCCUUCGCAGAUGCUCAAGGAUGCAUCGAGCUAAUGAAGGUAGCCCACAGUUACACAAUGGAAAACAUCAUGGAAGUUAUGAGAAAUCAAGAGUUUUUACUGCUUCCAGCUGAGGAGCUCCACAAACUGCUGGCCAGCGAUGAUGUCAAUGUCCCUGAUGAGGAAACCAUCUUCCAUGCACUAAUGAUGUGGGUCAAGUAUGAUACACAGAGGAGAUGCAAUGACUUGAGUAUGCUUCUUGCCUUUAUAAGACUGCCACUGCUUCCCCCACAGAUAUUGGCUGACUUAGAAAACCAUGCAUUAUUUAAGAAUGAUCUGGAAUGUCAAAAACUGAUUCUGGAAGCAAUGAAAUACCAUCUAUUGCCAGAAAGAAGAACUUUAAUGCAAAGUCCAAGAACUAAACCUAGAAAAUCUACAGUUGGAACUCUGUAUGCUGUAGGAGGAAUGGAUAACAACAAAGGAGCUACAACCAUAGAAAAAUAUGACCUCAGAACAAAUUUGUGGAUCCAGGCAGGGAUGAUGAACGGCAGGAGAUUGCAGUUUGGUGUGGCUGUUAUUGAUGACAAACUCUUUGUAAUUGGAGGUCGAGAUGGCUUAAAGACAUUGAACACUGUUGAAUGUUACAAUCCUAAAACCAAGACUUGGACUGUCUUACCACCAAUGUCAACACAUAGACAUGGUCUAGGUGUGACGGUUCUUGAAGGUCCUAUAUACGCUGUGGGAGGCCAUGACGGCUGGAGCUACCUGAACACAGUGGAGAGGUGGGACCCGCAGAGUCAGCAGUGGACAUUUGUAGCCAGUAUGUCCAUUGCCCGAAGCACAGUUGGUGUAGCGGCUUUGAAUGGCAAGUUAUAUUCAGUUGGAGGUCGUGAUGGCAGUUCCUGCUUGAGUUCGAUGGAAUAUUAUGAUCCUCACACAAAUAAGUGGAACAUGUGUGCUCCAAUGUGUAAGAGAAGAGGAGGUGUUGGAGUGGCCACAUGCGAUGGUUUUCUCUAUGCAGUAGGAGGUCAUGAUGCGCCUGCUUCAAAUCACUGUUCCAGGUUACUAGAUUAUGUAGAAAGAUAUGAUCCAAAAACAGACACAUGGACCAUGGUGGCUCCUCUGAGUAUGCCCAGAGAUGCUGUUGGAGUCUGUCUCCUUGGUGACAGGUUAUAUGCUGUUGGUGGCUAUGAUGGGCAGACAUACCUCAAUACAAUGGAAUCCUAUGAUCCACAAACAAACGAGUGGACACAGAUGGCUUCUUUGAAUAUCGGGAGAGCGGGUGCCUGUGUGGUAGUCAUCAAGCAACCUUGACUGAUUUUUAUUUGGAGAGAUUUAAUUUGCUGGAGUGGUUAUUUUUAUAACAGAGAGCAAGAAAGAGAAUUUCCUGGGAUGAAAAUUCAACAACAAGGAUUUCUGUAGAUUUACCUACUGAUGUCAAAAGAGGUAGAAUAUCAAAGAGAAUUAUAAGAAUCAACAAUAACAACAACAACAACAGCAGCAAACACAUCAAACUGCUAUGGGAACAAUGUCUGGCCAUGUAUUAGUUAGUUCUGGAAUGGUUAUUGGUAAUUUGUUUUGUAUUAUUGUAUACAAUAACUAAAGUUACCAAAGGUUUUUCUUGAGCAAUUAAGAGGAGAGACCAAUAUUUGUGACAGAUAAUUUCACGACUACAGUGCUUUCAAUUGUUUUAUUAGUUUGUGGCAAUAUCAAAGAGGUCAAAGACAGGAUAUUUUGUCUGACAGAAGCUGAUUGGUUUACUAUUUUCCUAAUCAGACAUGGUCAUUCCAGGAGGAAGAAUAAUAUUUUACUAAAACAAACACCCUUCUUCCUCAUUUUCUCAACUAUGAGGACAAUUAGAGAAACAGAUUCAUGCCUGUCUCUUGCAUUAAGAAAACAAACUGUUCUGCUAAUCAAAGCUGUGUAUAUCAUCAGAGUGGAUGGUUGAAUUUUAUUGCAACCAUAUUAGCAAUCCAAAGCUGGCAAACACAAAGGGUUGUUUUCAUUAGGCUUAUCACAUUCACAUUGCUUUGCUUUUUGAACACACUGAGCCAAAGAAUCAGUACAAUUAUGGGCUUUUGCCUUACGUUGAGUUCAGUGUAAGCAUGGAAGCUAAUUAUUCUGAAUGUUAUAUAUAUCAUUGCAUGUUAAAGUCUUUUAGAAUUUUGUUGAUAAGAGAAACAAAAACAACUUAGAAUUUUGAGAGAGAAAUCUAUGAUCCAUUCAUUUGGAGUAUUAAUGAUCAUUGUUAGAAGGAGGGCAGCCUUCAGAUUCUCAUUCCCUACUUUUCAAACUUGUUACAUUGAAAUGCACAUUAUUUUAUGCCCAAUGUUUGUAAUUGUUUAAAGCAUAAAGUGGAAACAUUACACAGUGUCCUUAAUAGAUUCAUGUAAAUUUUAAAUAUAAUUAAUAAAUGAUAGAAAAUUUGCUUUUA
Messenger RNA from Suricata suricatta (meerkat), 3373 nucleotides. It is a transcript of the gene KLHL1, whose product is annotated as kelch like family member 1. Gene Ontology annotation, molecular function: protein binding. The transcript is spliced from 11 exons. The coding region runs from base 1 to 2253 and encodes 750 amino acids. The record is from RefSeq and is a predicted model, not a curated record. NCBI's taxonomy places the organism in Eukaryota, Metazoa, Chordata, Mammalia, Carnivora, Herpestidae.